Molecule: messenger RNA, 2115 nt
Organism: Brettanomyces nanus
Lineage: Eukaryota; Fungi; Ascomycota; Pichiomycetes; Pichiales; Pichiaceae
Exons: 1
Coding region: 1-2115 (704 amino acids)
Source: RefSeq, a predicted model, not a curated record
AUGACAGAAAUCGAAAGCUUUAAACGAUCUUUGAAAGAUGACCUUGGUAAGAUUAGGAAAUCGACCAAUGAUAUUUCAGCUACCUCGAUUCCACUAUUGAAGUCUCUCUUGGCGAUCAUUAGAGGUAAUAAUGCCAAUUUGGCCUUCAAGGAGGACAUAUCGCCUUUGCUAAGCUACAUAUUAUACUAUAUUUGCUAUAAAGAAACGGAAUCACCAGCGUUGAUGAUAAUAGUUUCCUUGAAAAACUCCUUUGGAGAAGAACUACUUGGCUCAGAAGUCGUAGAUACUGUCGAUGAUAUGGCUACUACUUGCGAGACAAGGACGCAACGAUACGAAGUGAUACAUGUGAUCUCAGCAGUUUAUCCGGUGAUGAUAUCUGCAUGCACAGAAUUGUUCCUUAAUAACGAUCCGGUGGUCAAGUUAUUGGCCAAUGAGAUUACUUUCUUAUUAGGUAGUGGAGAAGAUCAACUUACAUUUGAUGGAGCACAUCACUUGAAACAGAUUUUGAAGCUUUUCUCCAGUGCAUGCAUAGAUGACUCAUGCCGGAAGUUGAUAGCCAAAAUUUAUUUUGGAUUACUAGUUAAGACGUUGAAAAUGGAUGGUAGUGACGAGACCAAGCUUGAAGCUCAGUGUAUAGCUGCCACUGUGGUGAUCAAGAUAUGGAGUUCGAUUCCUCAGGAGACAUUUGAGGGACAGACCGAUAUUUUAUCACUAAAUUAUCUUAGUGAGGUGUUGAUAAAUGGAUUGGUACAGAAUCACACCAAGGAAAUGGUAUCUAAUAGUAUCGAGGGAAUAGCAUUUCUAUCUCUGAACCUUCAAGUCAAGCAGAUGCUAAGGAAAGACGACAAUUUCCUCACCUCAUUACUCGAAAAACCACACGUGAAGAAUAGAGAUCUAGCGUAUGGUAUUCUUUGCAUAGUAACCAAUCUUACUACCUACAAUAAGGUGCUCAGCAAGAGUCAACAAUCGAUGGAAUCAUUGAAGAGCUAUGCCCAGCUGUCCAAGGUGGACCCCAGAGCAGGUAAAAGAAGACAUAAAAUUACAGAGGAUAAUGAUAAAGAUGUUGCUAAGUUUGUGAGUUAUCUUUUGGACAAUGAAGAGAUUUUGGAGCGGAUUUCUGACGCUUUAAAGAAUGCAGCAUCUAGGGGAGUUCAAACACAGGCCAUUCGAAUUAUCGGUAAUCUCUGCUUCAAAAGUGAGCACCGUAAAGAGGUAGUUAAACAUGGAGGUUUGGGCAUUGUUCUGAGCUAUCUUAUCCACCAUUCCGACGAAGUCAAGUAUAACGCUGACACUUUCUGUGAUAUUAAAGGUAAUCAUACUAUAGAAGACCCAGGAACAAGGCUCAUAGCUCUUAAAUCAGUCGCUAGGAUUAUAAUGAGUCACAAUCCGAAUUCUCUAUUCUAUCAGAAGUUUGAUAUCAUCACCACUGCUCCAUUUUUGCUUGAACUGGUCGUUCAAUAUGACAUGGAUAUCAAUGGAACAACAUUAGAAACUCCAAUAUCGUCACUUGGAAACGAAGCUGUUGACAACUCGGACUGUUUUGAGUCUCUCAUUGCACUCGUGAACCUAUCAUCGGUGGUCAACAAUCCCCAGAUCAGGGAAUUGAUUGUCAAACUAGGCUGGACAUCCAUAGAUAACCUUAUGCUCUGUUCCAACUUUCAGAUUCAACGCGCCGAUCUAGAGCUACUUUCUAAUAUGAUGCUUUCACCUGUUUGUUCAGAGAAGUUCUUUAACUGGAGCACCACUAAGGAUAGAAACUACAGAAACUUUGAGAAGCUAUGUCAGUUAACAGGCUUGGCCGAUGUACAAUCCCAACUUGCUGUACUCAAUAUUUUCGCCAAUUGUAGCGACUAUGAACUAAUAGCAAAAAUGUUGGCCGAAUCCAAACUAUUUGGCGACAAAUUAAUGGAGAUUAUAAAAGGUCAGGACUCUGAUGAAGGUGUUAUUUUGAGAUGCUUUUACAUUCUUAUGAAUCUGCUAAAUGUUUCGGAGACCAGCUCAAAUAUUUACAAGCAGAUUACGCUCCUAAAAGAGACAAUAAUCCGCAUUUCCGUUACCGCUAAGGACUCGGAGGUGCAACAAAUGGCCAAAGAAAUCGUCAAGGCGCUAAAUUAG